Molecule: messenger RNA, 567 nt
Organism: Bipolaris zeicola 26-R-13
Lineage: Eukaryota; Fungi; Ascomycota; Dothideomycetes; Pleosporales; Pleosporaceae
Exons: 2
Coding region: 1-567 (188 amino acids)
Source: RefSeq, a predicted model, not a curated record
AUGCUCGGACGCACCGUUUUUGCCGCGACUCUUUUCGCGCUUGCUCAAUCCGCUGCUACUGCGCCCCCUGCAUGUCUUCUUGCGGCUGCCGGCCAAUACAAUAACCCAGCCACCCUCAAGAUGGUAUGCGAAUCCAAGGACAUGAAGUCCUUGGUUGCCACGAUUUGUCCCAACGAUGUGGACGCUGCAGUGGCCGCGAUUGGAGCUAUCUGCAAUGGUCAGGGUGCAAAUGCUGCCUCCAACGUACCUUUGGCGACCGCCCCCCUGACUACGGGCUCCUCCCCUCAGCCUACUGGCACCAUUGAAGCCUCUACUUUGGUCCCUCUGUACCCCACCGGCUCUGGCGGUCACAACAGCGGAAAUGGCACCGCUCCCAUGUCGACUGGCGGUCUCACCAGCACAAAUGGUACUGCCACUUCCACUUCCACUUCCAGCGCGACUGGCACUCCCAAGCCUGUUACCAGCACCACUGGCUCUGCUAGUGUUCCCAACCCCAGCGGCGCCGCUGGCAAGGUCGAUCUCGGAUUCGCAGCUGUCUUCGCCGGAUUCAUGGUUGCUGUUUUGUAA